Clupea harengus (Atlantic herring) is the source of this 1575-nucleotide messenger RNA. RefSeq names its product solute carrier family 25 member 28 (gene slc25a28). The record is from RefSeq and is a predicted model, not a curated record. Gene Ontology annotation, molecular function: ferrous iron transmembrane transporter activity. NCBI's taxonomy places the organism in Eukaryota, Metazoa, Chordata, Actinopteri, Clupeiformes, Clupeidae. Gene Ontology annotation, cellular component: mitochondrial membrane. Gene Ontology annotation, biological process: iron import into the mitochondrion.
GGGCGGUGUCCCCUGUCUCAGUGCGGCCUUCCCGUCUAGAGUGCGGAGCGUGGAUGUCGUUCCCUCCCGGUUUCUGGAGGCGGGAGAUGAGAGGAAUUAAAUUGUAAACAACUGGAGCUGUGAUGACACCACGAAAUCAGUCCUAAAACAACCUAACUUGGACCGCCAUUUCGGUAUCUGCCAGAGAGACUGUUAAUCUGGUGCCCAAUGGAAGCGGAUGGGUUUCUAAGGAGACGGCGAAUGACAGCGGAGCCAGGCGGUGGAGAACCCGGUGUAGCAGGAGCUUCAGCCGAGGCUGAAAUCCGAUGGCUCGGCGGCAGGUUCUUGGGUGUUUCCGAGGGCUUCGUUGGAAGUUUAUCACCGCGGAUAGGAGGAGAAACUGAAGUACAGACUGCACAGGUCCAUGGAUCUAUGGACAACUUGGACUCUUCGGAACCGGACUAUGAGGGGUUGCCCCAAGGCGCCUCUACCAGCACCCACAUGUUAGCUGGGGCUGUCGCUGGAAUUAUGGAACACUGCUUGAUGUUUCCCAUAGAUUGUGUGAAGACGCGCAUGCAGAGCUUGCAGCCCGAGCCAGCGGCGCGGUACAGUAACGUUCUGGAGGCGCUGCGGCGGAUAGUGCGGACCGAGGGAGCGUGGCGACCAAUGAGGGGACUCAACGCCACGGCGAUAGGGGCAGGGCCAGCGCAUGCACUCUACUUCGCCUGCUACGAGAAACUCAAGAAGAAAAUGAGCGACGCCAUCCACCCUGGGGCCAACAGCCACCUCGCCAACGGAGCAGCAGGAUGUGUCGCCACAUUGCUUCACGAUGCGGCCAUGAACCCGUCUGAAGUGGUGAAGCAGCGCAUGCAGAUGUAUAACUCCCCAUACCGGGGUGUGUGCGAGUGCGUGCGUGCGGUGUGGCUGCGCGAGGGGCCGGGCGCAUUCUACCGCAGCUACACCACGCAGCUGACGAUGAACGUGCCGUUCCAGGCCAUGCACUUCAUGGCGUACGAGUGGCUGCAGGAGCGCCUCAACCCCCACAGACUUUACCACCCCGGCUCACACAUGCUCUCUGGCGCCCUCGCCGGGGCGCUGGCCGCGGCCGCCACCACGCCACUCGACGUCUGCAAGACGCUGCUCAACACGCAGGAGUCGCUGGUGCUGGGGGGGGCGCACACACACACGCAGAUAUCCGGCCUGGCGCAGGCCUUUCGCACCGUGUACCGCCUGGGCGGCACCUCCGCCUACUUUAAGGGCGUCCAGGCGAGGAUCAUCUACCAGAUGCCCUCCACCGCCAUCAGCUGGUCUGUCUACGAGUUUUUCAAGUAUGCCAUCACCAAGCGACAGCAGGAGAAGCGCCGUGGCAACCAAGCGCUAGGAGACAAGUAGCCCCGCCCACUGGAGCGCCAGCAUCUUAUAUUUUAUCAUCUUUCUCCCUCUCUCUUCUUUCUCUCUCUCUUCUCUCUCUGUCCCUUCUCUCUUUCUCUCUCUCUCUCCCCUUUCUCUCGUCCAUGUUCUCAGUAGUAGAUGUGAAUGUGGAGAGAUGAAGGGGUUUCCUGUAAUAACCCUAGGCGUUAAACCCUAACUCUGAAA